Messenger RNA from Aspergillus affinis, 1008 nucleotides. RefSeq lists its product as uncharacterized. The record is from RefSeq and is a predicted model, not a curated record. Lineage: Eukaryota; Fungi; Ascomycota; Eurotiomycetes; Eurotiales; Aspergillaceae. Gene Ontology annotation, molecular function: antiporter activity. Bases 1 to 1008 code for a protein of 335 amino acids. The transcript is spliced from 3 exons. Gene Ontology annotation, cellular component: trans-Golgi network; Golgi apparatus; endosome.
AUGAAGUCCUUUAUCUUCCGUCUAAGAUCCCUCCAUGCGAACCGAGCGGUCGUAUUCUAUGCCAGUCUUUGGAUGUCACUCAAUGUCGUAGUGACUUUGUACAACAAACACGUCCUAACGACCUUUAACUUCCCGAUUAUUCUCACCACAUGGCACCUGGUAGUCACCACACUCGGCGUCAAAGCCUUGGCUAUGACAACUCCGUUAGGGGAUGAUCUAGCAGGAUGCACUAGCAUGCACGAUCACAUUCCAUCCAUUUUACUGGUUGGACUGGCCUUCUCCCUAAAUCUUAUUCUGAACAAUGCAGCAUUCGCAUAUUUAAGCGUCGCCUUUAUUCAAAUGUUCAAGACAAUUAGCCCCGUCGUUGUUUUCCUCGCCGGCUACCUCACUGGCCUCUACUACAUACACGCGCGCGGACUUCUAGUCGUCUACACAAUCUGUAUCGGGGUCACUCUCUCCUCAUACACAGAAUCAAACCCUAACCUAAUCGGCAUAAUCAUGCUCUGCGGCGCUAUGGCCUUCGAGGCUGUUCGCCUUCUUCUCGUUGAGAUUCUUCUCUCGUCGCGCAAACAAAGCCUUAACCCGUUCCUAUCGCUUUACUAUUUCAGUCCGGUCUGCGCUGCCUUCUGUUGUAUCUUCGCUGUCCUCUUUGAGGCCCAUCGGUUCUCGCUCGCCGCAGUUACAGCCACGGGCUUCUGGACGCUAUUCGGAAGCGCUCUUUCUGGCUUCAUGUUGAACGUCUCGGCUGUUUUACUAAUAAGUCGCAGCUCUGCACUAACAUUGUCGAUAUGUGGUGUGCCGAAAGCGAUGGUGACUGUUUUUGCAUCCACGGCACUUCUGCAUGAGGUUGUCACUCCGCUGCAGGUGGGCGGGUUUGGGAUCGCCAGUCUCGGUCUAUUGGGGUAUGGUUUCUGUGAUGUUAAAAGGAGACGGGGUGAUGUGGACGGAUAUACGGAGUUGGUUAGCGAGAAGAACAUAGAAGAUAGUAGAACGGAGAGCAGUACAUAA